This is a messenger RNA of Anastrepha ludens (Mexican fruit fly), 3909 nucleotides long. It is a transcript of the gene SIFaR, whose product is annotated as neuropeptide SIFamide receptor. The transcript is spliced from 6 exons. Bases 7 to 2484 code for a protein of 825 amino acids. Gene Ontology annotation, molecular function: peptide binding; neuropeptide Y receptor activity. Gene Ontology annotation, biological process: G protein-coupled receptor signaling pathway. Gene Ontology annotation, cellular component: membrane. The record is from RefSeq and is a predicted model, not a curated record. Lineage: Eukaryota; Metazoa; Arthropoda; Insecta; Diptera; Tephritidae.
CCAGUUAUGGUGUCAUCGGCCGAUCCACAAAAUAUUCUUCAGAAACUGCAAAAGUACAAACGGCUAAAUGGCACAAAUUUGUUGAAACCUUUACGCAAUCGGACGCCAAUUACAGCGUCCAAGCAUGACACCCUCAACCACAACAAAGCUUCAAUAUCUAAGCUUGACACUACACUACAACAACAAAACAGCGAGGUGGAUAUCACAACCACUACAACAAAUAUAGCCAACUUGGCUGAUCAACAGCAGAAUAUUACAAAUAAUUUUUUUGAUUUGUUAUUGAAUCCCGAGUAUGUGGAACAAUUCACCGAAAUGAAUAACGAUCUCUUGCAUGCUUCGAAUGAAUCGUCGUCGAUCGUUGAUAUUAACAUGUCGUUGUCCUCACUGGGCACAAGUAAUAAUGCUGCUCCUGCUGCCCUUUCGCCCAUUUAUGCGAAAAAUGAAACACUUUUACGUUUAAGCUCGCCGAGCAGUUUAGUGGUCGAUACUUUGUUGGGUUCUGUGAUGACAACCGCCACUGCAACGGUAACCGGUUCAACAACUGCAAUCAAAUCGGAAGGGCUGCUUCUUAGCCACAUUCAACCGAAUUCGUACAGUAGUGGAACUUUAACGAGCUUGUAUGCUAAUUUAUUAGCAGAUAUUUCACCAUCAUCGACUAUUACAACAGCAGCGGACACGAUUUCCCCACCAACCGCAGCGAUGAUGCCUAACUCCGAGAAUACCAGCGUUUAUUGGGAGCUUGGCGCGGCUGACUUCGAUGUACUCUAUCGGCACUCGCUGCUAAUGACGAUUGUCUAUUGCAUCGCAUACGUCAUUGUGUUUCUGGUCGGUUUGGUUGGGAAUAGUUUUGUGAUUGCCGUCGUAUUGAGGGCGCCACGAAUGCGUACUGUCACCAAUUAUUUUAUAGUCAAUCUUGCUAUUGCCGAUAUAUUGGUUAUCGUCUUUUGUUUGCCCGCAACUUUGAUGAGCAACAUUUUUGUGCCCUGGAUGUUGGGAUGGCUGAUGUGUAAGACCGUCCCAUAUAUACAAGGCGUAUCCGUGGCUGCAUCUGUCUAUAGUCUAAUUGCUGUAUCGUUAGAUAGAUUCAUAGCGAUUUGGUGGCCACUUAAACAGAUGACAAAAAGUCGCGCACGUUUUAUGAUUUUAUGCAUUUGGCUUAUUGCCUUGGGCUCAACAAUACCGUGGGUGCUUUUCUUCGAACUCGUGCCGGCUGCUGAGUCCUUCCCAGCGGCACCAAAUCUUUAUCUAUGCCAAGAGGUGUGGCCACCUGGCACGAAUGGCAAUUUAUAUUUUCUUCUAGCCCAUCUAGUGGCUUGCUAUCUACUGCCCAUGUCAUUGAUUACGCUGUGUUACGUGUUGAUCUGGAUUAAAGUGUCAACACGCUCAAUCCCCGGCGAUUCGAAGGAUGCACAAAUGGAUCGUAUGCAACAGAAGUCGAAGGUGAAGGUUAUCAAAAUGUUGGUAGCGGUGGUUAUACUAUUUAUAUUGUCAUGGCUGCCGCUUUAUGUGAUCUUUGCAAGAAUUAAAUUCGGUGGAGAAAUUUCGGUGGAAGAAAGUGAGAUACUGAAUAAAGUAACUCCCUUCGCUCAGUGGCUGGGUUCAUCCAAUUCUUGCAUCAACCCAAUUUUAUACGCCUUUUUCAACAAGAAGUACCGACGCGGUUUUGCCGCUAUUAUGCAAUCCAGGUCAUGCUGUGGUCGUUUAAGAUAUUAUGAUAAUGUUGCGAUUGCCUCUUCUACAACCAGCACCCGUAAGUCCUCGCACUAUCAUCACAACAGCUCACGCAAGAGCCCUAGCAGUCCCGGUUUGCGCAAAACGAAUGCUCUUUCCUAUAUCUAUGAGCAUCAGUCCCUUCGACGUCAUCAUCAAAAUUCCAUGUUGAAACAGGAUAGUAAUUUGUCACAGCAGAUGCUCUUGAAGCAGGACUCACAUGGCUCUCGACAAUUUUUGAUCAAGCAAGAGAGCGCCUCAAGUGAUGGAUCGCGUCGAAUGCUUUGUCAACAGGAUAGCAACGGCUCGAAAGUUUCGCUAACCAAACAGGAUUCGAUUGUAUCGUACAUGGAUGCAAGGCGUAUAGGGCAGUUGGAUAAAUCUCAGGACGCGUACUCCACACAGGAUACAAUCUCUAUUGAUUCGCGACGAGGCACAAGUUUUAAACUGGACACACCACACAACUACGGUUCGCCCAGUACAAGUGGCGCCAUGUUGGAAUAUAAAAGACAAAAGUUUGUUAAACAAGAUUCGGUGAUUUCUUUUGUUGAUCAAAGACCUGAACCCAAACGUCACCAGUUGGUAAAGCAGGAUUCUGUUAUAUCUUUCGCCGAUCAACGCAGAGGUAUGCUCAACAAGCAAGACUCCAUAAUUGCAUGCCAUAAUCGCACAGGCGACGGCACCGGCCAUCAUGUCUCAAUACUAAAGAAAACUGAAAGUUCGCUUGGCAAUGCACUCACAUCGCCCAGACGUAAUAUAGAAAUAUUUGAGUAAUUGAAUUUAGACGCAUAAUACCAAUUAACAAUAAUUAACAAACAACAACAACAAAUUUUAAAUACCUACAUACUUAUAGUAAAUGAAAAGAGAAAAUACGAAAUAAUCAAUUAAACAAAAGUAGCCAUUUCAUAAAUGAUUAUUCAUACAAAUUUCUAUACAUUAUAUCUACAAAAAAAAAGAAAACAGAUUUAUACUAAUUACACUUGACAAUGGAGCUCAUACCUACAUGCUUGCGUAUGCAUAUGCAUAUACAUAUGUAAGUAUGUAGAUGUGCACAUAGGUGUAAUGAAACCACGCUAUUGAUUGUGGUAUCUAACAUAUCUUAUAGGUAGUUUGACAGAUCGAAGAGCAAAAGUGAAGCAGCAAAUGCCAGUAAUCAGGACGCACAUUUGAUAUACGUACUUAUGUAAGGACGUAUGUUGUUAGUAAGGAUAAGGGAUAGUAACUGCACAUAGCAUGCCUAUUGUACGCAAAUACACAUACACAUACACAUACAUAUGUAUGUAGUGUAUGUACACAGGUUUGUAAAUGUGUAUGUACGUAAGUCUAGCUUAGUUAUGGGUGCGUAUAAACUUAAGUACUGUUUUUAAUUCUCGGGGCGGGCAUCACACCAACCACGGUAAGUAAUGAUGGGUGAUAUGAAUUUUGUACGAGUUUCAUAUGAUAGUUUCGGAUAUAUGUACAUACAUAUGUAUAACUAUGCAAAUUUAAUGUUUUAAAUGAUUGUUAUGAUAUUUGCUAUACUGUAGAUGCAGACUUACUGAAACGAAAUGUUUGAUAAUGAAAGUGAUGCAAAAUUAAAAUUUGUAUUUUUAUGAGUAUUUUAGUAAAGAAUAUUGACGGAAUUUCAAAUCAAAAAUAUACAUACAUGCAUAUAAAUAAAUAGUAUGUGUAACAGGAGGCAGGAGGCAGGACAAAAUCGAAGAAGAAUAAAUAGGCAAUGUUAACUCAACACACACACACACAAGCACAAACAAACAUACAUACUAGUAUAUCAGAGUUCAGAAAUCACGCUGAAUAGAAAAAUGAUUAAAACUGUCCAAUAUGCAUACAUACAUACACACACAUAUGUAUGAUUAUAUGUAUGUUUGAAUCACACCGAGGUCUAAAUGCAAUGUACCUACUAACCGAAAAUUUGUAUUAAGAACGUUCUUAAGAUUUAUAUAUUUAUAUUGAUGAUUGAUUUGGAAGAAAGCAAUAAUUCUGUCUAACAAUUUCAUAGUUAACUGCUUACAUACACACAUACCCACAUGAAUAGAAACAUUGGAGGAAAUCAUUAUUAAUAAUGCCUAUUUACAUACAUACAUACAUUUUUACAUUAAUAGUAGUUGUUUUACAUUGCAUUAUAUUUCAUGUUACACCUCUUGUUAUUACUUUUACAUUUAUAAAUUGUUACAAGUAUCGUUAAACAGAUCAAUAUUG